Molecule: messenger RNA, 6104 nt
Organism: Pseudoliparis swirei
Lineage: Eukaryota; Metazoa; Chordata; Actinopteri; Perciformes; Liparidae
Gene: bltp3b
Product: bridge-like lipid transfer protein family member 3B
Exons: 24
Coding region: 293-4636 (1447 amino acids)
Source: RefSeq, a predicted model, not a curated record
CCAGGUGUUCGCUGUGUGAUAUUGCGGAGAUCCAGGGACCGUUUUUUGGAGCUUUAUCGGUGUAUCAGCACGACAUGGCCUAACGUGUCGCUCGGACCUCUUGGAAUGCUGUUUUCUUCCGCCUCCACUUCUCUCAUCUCCCGGAGAAUGAAGCGGGAACACCGUUUAAAGAUGAAGACCGACACGGGGAGGAGAAUUUGAUCCGUGUUUUGUGUGUUUAUACCCUCGAUAGCGCUCGGGUUAGCCAGCUAAACUCAGAAACCCGUACCCGGAUAAUCGGAUUUGUGCGACCAUGGCCGGGCUCAUCAAGAAGCAGAUCCUGAAGCAUCUCUCCAGGUUUGCGAAGAACUUGUCGCCGGACAAAAUCAACCUGAGCACGCUGAAGGGGGAGGGUCAGCUGACCAACCUGGAGCUGGAUGAAGAGGUCCUUCAGAGUCUGCUGGACCUGCCCACCUGGCUCGCCAUCAACCGAGUGGAAUGCAACAAGGCCGCCAUCAGGAUACCAUGGACCAAGCUGAAGACUCAACCCAUCACUUUGACCCUGGAUAAGGUGGUGAUGGAGAUGAGUACCUGUGACGAGCCCCGCCCCCCCAACGGCCCGUCUCCCAUAGCGACGGCAUCAGGACAAAGUGAAUAUGGCUUUGCUGAGAAGGUGGUGGAGGGGAUGUCCCUGUCCAUCAACUCCAUCGUCAUCCGGAUCAGCGCGAAGGCCUUCAACGCCUCCUUUGAGCUCUCCCAGCUGCAGGUGUACAGCGUCAACACCAGCUGGAGCAUCAGCGACCUGCGAUUCACCCGCAUCCAGGACCCCCAGAGAGGAGAGAUUCUCACGUUCAAGGAGAUCAGCUGGCAGAUGAUCCGCAUCGAGGCCGACGCCAUCCAGAGCGCCGAGCACGAGAUGCUGAGCGCCCCCAUUCGCCUCAUCACCAACCAGUCCAAGAUCCGAGUCACUCUGAAGAGACGGAUUAAGGACUGCAACGUGGUGGCCUCCAAGCUGAUUCUGAUCCUGGAUGACCUGCUGUGGGUGCUGACCGACUCCCAGCUCAAAGCCAUGGUGCAGUACGCCAAGUCUCUCAGCGAGGCCAUGGAGAUGUCUGCGCAGCAGAGGAAGAGCAUGGCCGCAGAAGAACAGGUGUCGUCAGUGCCGCCCUCGGCCCAGCAGGUGCGCACGCAGCAGGCGUCCUCGGCGGCGGAGCAGAGCGCGUCCAUGGCCAAGCUGUUCAGCGCCUACGACGUGUGCGAGACCUCCCACCACCUCCAGAUCAUGCACCUCGACCUGCACAUCUGCGACGACAUCCACGUGAAGGAAAAAGCGAGCAAUAAGAGGAUAAUGGGUGGAGCCAUGCAGCUCUCGUUCAGCUCCAUCACUCUGGACUACUACCCUUUCCACAGAGCAGGUGACAGCUGUGAACACUGGAUGCACUACAGCGAGGCCACCAAGACCAGAGAGGGCUGGGUGCGCAGCCUGCUCGACGAGUUCCACUCCAACGUGGAGAUGUUGAAGAGCGCCGUUCGAGACCACCAAUGCCCGCCCCCUGCGCACAGUUCCCCGCAACACGCGUCCCUUAGGGACGAUGUGUAUUGGCCUCUAGGAAGUCAGGCCAGAGAAGCAGUAGGGCUUAGGGAGGCGGAGGGAGGACUCCUUGAGUGGAGCGCACACACUCAGUCUCCGGCCCAGUGCUGCUGGUGCCUUGAGCCAGGUAAGAUAAACACCUCCUCCAGCGCCUCCUUCAGUCCUCCUCUCCCGGAAAGCCCCAAGACCCAGCUCAUGUCCAGCUCUGUUGUGCUCAGGAUAGCUGACUUCAGCAUCUAUCAGGUGUCGACAGCGGACCAGUGCCGCUCCAGCCCCAAGACCAUGAUCUCCUGCAAUAAGAAGUCCUUGUAUCUUCCCCCGGAGAUGCCAGCCAUCCAUGUGGAGUUCACAGAGUACUACUUCCCCGAUGGAAAAGACUACCCGAUCCCGUGUCCCAACCUGUACCUGCAGCUGAACGCCCUGCAGCUGGUCCUGGACCCUCGCAGCCUGGUGUGGAUCAACCUGUUCGCCCUGGACCUCAGGCAGAGCCUGGAGCAGUUCAUGGAGAUCUACAAGCUCAGCGACUCGCAGACGCCCGAAGAGCACGUCGACGUCAAGGUCGACGGCCUCAUGCUCAAGGUGGUGGUUCCCAUCGAUCGGGACGCCUCCUGCCCCCCCGAUCUGCCGCGCUCCAUCUCGGUGCAGACCUCCGAAAUGGUGGCCACGAACACCCGGCAGCCGGCCAACUGCACCCGCUCCCACCUGGAGGCCCUGCUGCAGGCCUUCGAGGAGCAGCCCUUCUUCUCUCCCUGUUUCUCCUCGUUCCCUCGCUCCUCCUCCUCGGUGCCCCUCCUCCACCCCGUCUUCCAGCGCCACGCCCACGAACAAGACACCAAGCUCCACGACAUCUACCGGGGCCUGGUGGUGCCGACGUUGGGCGCCGACGCCCUCAAGAUGCCCGCCGCCGCGGACUUUUGGGCGCUGCACUUCGCCCAGUUCUGGGUGGACUACGAAGGCACCCGCGGGGGCAAAGGGCGGCCGCAGCCCUUCGUGGACUCCUUCCCUCUGACCGUGUGGGCGGGUCAGCCCGCCAAGAUUGUCCAGCACCAGGAGAAGCUGCGGUGCGGCUCGAGUUUGUCCAGGAGCACAUCUGGAGAGGGAGUCUCUCGUCUGCAGAAGAAACGACUCUUGAAGGACUAUUACAGCACCGAGGCCCCCGGUGCAACGCCGCCUCCCAGUAACGGACUCCACAAACCCGUCUCAUUGGACAACCUGCCCUCCUCCUCCUCUUUGCCAUCAUCAAGUAAAGAUGCAAAUGUGCACGUCUUGGUGCACGUGCAGAAGCAUUUAAGUGCUCAGGUGAGCCACCGGCAGUAUGUGUUUCUGAUGCACCUCCAGCGCAGCAUCAAAGCCCUGCAGCAGACUCUGCAGCAGGACCUGGAGAAGAUGAGCUCCAAGAAAGACCGCAUGGACCCCUCUCAGCAUUCUGCAGACCACCAGCCCUUCACCGUCUGCCUGGGCCUCCUGCUGAAAAGCGCAGAGGUGUCCGUGCUCCUGAACCCCGUCCCCCACCCCGAGGGCUCGGGGUCUCCUCUGGGGUCCGAGCUGUCCCCCUCGGAGAGCCGAGGAACCCUGGACGCAGCAGAGGGCGCGGAGAAGGGGAGCGCCGGGUCCGGGUCCGAGGGAGGGGCGGCCAAAGGGGGGUGCGCGGUGGACCAGCUGCUGUGGAGCGAGGGAUCAGAGCACGGUCCCGCCCCUCUCGUCCCCAUCUCCACCUCGCACUCGAAUCGCAAAGCGUCCGUGGAUGAGAGGACUUUCGCUAAGAACUCCGAGGAAGGUGGCGAGAUGGGAGCGGACGGAGGCGACGACGUGGGAGCCGGAGCCCAGACGAGUGACCCGCUGUCGGACUGCAGCGACAAAGACAAGUCCGCAGCCGGCAAGAUGCCUCAGUCCACAUCCAGCGGUCGUUUGAUGCGGGACCGCUCCCAGUCCAGUUUCUCCGUGUCCUACAAGAACAUGAAGAAGAGCCCGUCCCUGCAGUCGCUGGACAACAUCUCCAUAGACAGCUACCUGAUGGAGGACGGGGACGCGUACGGCCUGCUGGAGAGAGACGACAUGUCCAUCUCGGGCUUCAAGGACGCCGUCAGCGAACAGAGUGCCACCGAGAGCGCCACGGAGGCCGCGAUUGGCCAGGGGCAGGGGGGCGAGGGGGGCGUGUCCCCCGACACCGUCAGCGCGACCUCCCAGAGCACCGACGACCCCACCAAAGAUACCGUGUCGGUGCUGGUGCUGAAGGUCCAGUCGCUGUGCGUGGCCAUGGAGGCGUUCGGCGAGAGCGUGGCCGUGGCGCUGGAGGUGGGCCGGCUCACCCCCAGCCAGAUGGGCAACGUCAGCCUGAGGCAGUACCUCAGCACCCGCAGCCUGGGUAUGCUGUGUUCAGUACCAAUACCUGCUCACAGCAGCCAAGCCGGCGGCGGUGACGUCGGCUCGGCGUCCGCCGGCGGCCUCCACAGCCCGGAGGUGCGAGCCCGCCUGGAGAGCGGCCCCUGCGCCGCCGCUCACUCCCCAUUGGCCGAGCGCAACGGCUUCCUGCAGCUGCGUCUCCACGGCUACCGGGCGAGCUUCCUGAUGUCCACGCUGCGCAACCUGGCCCACUUCCUGGAGGACGACUCGGCGCCGCAGGUGCUGCCCAUGGAGAUCAGCGUCCGGGACACGCACGUCGACCUCAAGGACGACGGUCCCCGUGACAACCCCUCCGACUCGGAGCCCUCGCCCUUCACGCUGCACGUGAACAGCCUCGUCAUCCACCGAGCGGACGACGGCUCCUUCUCCAUCGGAGUGGACACAGCAGCUGAGACCAAACUCAGGGACGAGGGCGCUCCGACUGCGGUCACUGACGUUGGGGGCGGCGGCAUACUAAAGCCCACACAGACUCGAGCCCCGCCCACAUAUACCCAAGCCCCGCCCACCAGCCCUCCUCCAACCACCAGAGAAAAGAUGCUGGUGGAGGAAAACGAAUGUUUAAAAGUGGAGCUGUCCCGAACCAAGAUGGCGCUGGCCGAGGCUCAGAUGGAGAAGGACUCGCUGCUGCACCGCAUGAAGACCCUCAGAGUCAACACCACCUAGUCCUCCAGCCCCCCCCCCACCAGAAAGUAAACGAGCAAAGAGGAGACAAAAAAGAAGUCUAACUCGACUCCCUUUACACGCUUCAGAAUAAUUCCCUCAUAAAGCAAACGCAGAGUCCGACGUGAGACUCAAGAAAACUUGUUUUCACGCGCUUGUCGUCUGUUUUAGAGGCUUGGAGAGUUGAAAAGGGACAUUUAACAGGACUGUGUGUGUGUGUGUGUGUUUGUUUAUGUGCGUGAGAGAAAAAGAAAGGAUGAGGAUCUACAUCCGUGGCCUUGCCUACAGAAAAGCCUCCCCACGCCGACUCCCAGCCGGCCUGAGGUGAGCUCCACCUGAACGUACGGAGGAAAACUGAAUGUCGUAUCUUUCGGAGCAAUGUCUUAAAAAAAGAAGAAAAAAAACUAAACUAAAAAGAUUUAUUUUGCACCAAGCAGCAAUGGAACUUGUAAUUUAGUGCGUUUCAUAUCCAGACGGGUCGAGACCCAAUCACCCUCGUCCUCGGAGUGUGUACAGUGUAUAUUGUAUAAGAAUGUGAACACAUGACUAUUUUCUUCAGAACUAUGAAUGGUUAUGCAGUGCUGCGUGUGUGCGUGUGUGUGCGUGUGCGUGUGUGUCUCAGCCAGAACAAGCAUUUCAUUCCCCCGUUUAGAGGAUACAUUUAUAUCGGUCAGUCCCACAGCUUUGUCAGCAAAAUGCCCCUCAAUAAUGUCUGUACCCCCCCCCCUCCUCCACACACCCCUCUUAUUUUUCUAUGUGUAAAUAUCUACUCGACAUGUGCAGCACUUUUAAAAAACGGAGGCACUGUAAAUACAACAAACUACAACUGUGAGAGAGAAGAGAUGUAGAACGUGUGUGUGCUCCCUUCUUUAAAAAAAUAAUAAAAAGACACAAUAAAAAGAAGGAGAAUUAAAGCGCAUUGAAGCUGCCUAACUUUUCACAUUUAAGUCUAUGAACAUUUCUUUAUGGAUGGGUGUCGGCCAUUUCUGCUGCUGUUCCCUGCUUAUCGUCAGGGGGAAACCCCGGAGUAAAUCUAAAAAAAUGACUAACGAUGGACUUGGCUCGUUAUAAAAGAUGAACACGGGACCUCCUCUCCGGUGUCGGUAGAUUCAUCGCAGCCUGAUUAUGCAACUCGUAACGUGUGCUUUGGCUCGGUCCACUUCAUUUCAAUAUCUUUCUUUUUUUUCCCGUUAAAAGACGUGAAACUAUUUCCACAAAUGUGGUUUCAAGACUUGAAAUUUCCGAAGCGAGAUUUCAUCACGAUUGUACUGUGGAGAGUUUUGUGUUUUUGGUGGAGAGGAAAACGUGUUGGGUUUCAUCUGGUGUUUCUCCUCCUGAGGCUCCUCCCCCUCUGGGAGACUCUUCCCCCUUACAACCCUGUGGAGGAAAGAAAAGAAAACACAAUAAGUUGUAUUUUGUCUGUCAAAGCUGCUGAAAUACUGAUAACAAUAAAAGGGUAUCCAAUUUAAAA